Molecule: messenger RNA, 1682 nt
Organism: Tricharina praecox
Lineage: Eukaryota; Fungi; Ascomycota; Pezizomycetes; Pezizales; Pyronemataceae
Product: pyridoxal phosphate-dependent transferase
Exons: 4
Coding region: 28-1359 (443 amino acids)
Cellular component (GO): cytoplasm
Molecular function (GO): L-ornithine transaminase activity; pyridoxal phosphate binding; identical protein binding
Source: RefSeq, a predicted model, not a curated record
ACCGACACACAAUCACCACCGACAGACAUGGCACCUUCAGCUUCAAUGGCAGCGAAGGCGAACACCCCCGUUGCGAAAACUGGCACCGCCACCGUCGACAGUUACCAUACUACUUCGUCGAAGCAAGCUCUGGAUCUGGAGCACGAGCACGCAGCGCACAACUACCAUCCGCUGCCCGUGGUCUUCGCCAAAGGCAAGGGCGUGCACGUCUGGGACCCUGAGGGAAAGCAAUACCUCGACUUCCUGAGCGCAUACUCGGCCGUCAACCAGGGUCAUUGCCACCCCAAGAUUGUCGGAGCACUCGUCGAGCAGGCGCAAAGGCUUACGCUCUCGUCAAGGGCGUUCUACAAUGACGUCUUCCCUGUAUUUUCGAAGUUUGUUACAGAGUUCUUCGGCUUCGAUAUGGUUCUCCCCAUGAACACCGGCGCCGAGGCGGUCGAGACGGGCAUCAAACUCGCGCGCAAGUGGGGCUACAAAGUUAAGGGGAUUCCGGAGGACGAAGCGCUCAUCCUCGGAGUGGCAGAGAACUUCCACGGCCGCACGUUCAGCGCCGUAUCGCUUUCGACCGACCCGGAGUGUCGCGCCAAUUACGGCCCCUAUCUGCCAAAUGUUGGACCCAUCAGCCCUGCCACCGGAAAGCCAAUUCGGUUCAACCACGCCGAGGACCUCGAGGAGGCGCUGAAAUCGCAUGGAGAUAAGAUCGCGGCGUUUUUGGUCGAGCCGAUCCAGGGUGAGGCCGGAAUCAUCGUGCCCGAUGAUGAUUAUCUGAAGAGGGUGAGGGAGCUGUGCACUGAAUACAAGGUCCUCCUGAUCUGCGAUGAGAUUCAAACCGGUAUCGCACGGACUGGUCGUCUCCUUUGCUUCGAGCACUUCGGCAUCAAGCCCGACAUUGUCCUCUUGGGCAAGGCGAUUUCCGGCGGUGUCUACCCAGUCUCUGCCGUCCUCGCCGACAAGGCGGUGAUGCUCGUGAUCGAGCCGGGAACGCACGGCUCGACCUACGGCGGCAACCCCCUCGGCUGUGCCGUUGCCCUCGCUGCGCUCGAAGUCGUCCGCGACGAGAAGCUCACGGAGCGUGCCGAAGUCCUUGGAGAACGGUUCCGCAAGGGUCUCGAGGCUCUGAAUAGCCCCGCCAUCAAGACCAUUCGUGGAAAGGGUCUGCUGAAUGCGGUCGUGAUCGACGAGUCAAAGACCCAUGGCCACUCGGCGUGGAAUCUCUGCCUCAUCCUGAAGGAGAAGGGUCUGCUCGCGAAGCCGACCCAUCAGAAUAUCAUCCGCCUCGCCCCGCCGCUGGUCAUUACCGAGGAGCAGAUCGAUCAGUCGAUUCAGAUUUUUAAGGCCGCGCUUGAUACUUUGGUAUGACUUUAAACCACACCCCUCAUCUCGAGAAAGCCUGUACGAUACUGACGAAUGCCAGCCAACGUGGAAGGAAGAGGGAGUCGCAGAGGACGAGAGAAACCAUGUAAAUGUCAUGGACGACUAGGCUUACAUACAUACGAGUACCACAAACCAACCAACCAUCAACGGCGUUUUUGAAUUGAGGUUUUUUCAACCGGAGUUCUUGUUUUUGCAUGGGAUGGGGAUGGGCAUGGGAGGGUAGCUGUACAUAGUCGUGUCGCUUUCUGGUUUGAACCUGCCGAUAGGCGUAGGUAUGAUACUAGAAUACAUUUGCAAUGUGAUACUUA